AUGACAGAUAUAACUUUUGAAAUUACUAAUAAAAAUUUUGUUGAAUGGUUUUGUUCUAAUGGUGGAAUUCUAUCUUCAAAGAUUGCAUUCAAAGAUUAUUCUUUCGAGAACGCUGGUCGAGGAAUUGUAGCACUUGAAGAUAUCGAGGAAUUUAAUAAUCUAUAUAAAAUUAAUCAAUGGUUUCCAUUAAUAAUUUGUUUGAUGUAUGAAAGUCAAAGCAAAGAUUCUUUAUGGAAACCUUAUUUUGAUAUACUACCAACAGAAUUUAACACACCCAUGUUUUGGAAUGAAGAUGAACUUGAAGAGUUAAUAGGAACUGAAAAAAUUGGAAGAGAUGACACAGAGAACUCUUUUAACGAAUAUUUACUUCCAUUUAUUCAAGCUCGUUUAUUUCGUGAAAAAGGAUUAUCGCAAAUGAUUGCAACAAAGAAAAUAAACAAGGGUGAACAAAUAUAUAACACUUAUGGAGAUUUGUGUUCUUCAGAUCUCUUACGUAAAUAUGGAUUUGUUGAUGAAAAUAAUAUACAUGACAUAGUAGAAAUAAAUGGUCAAUUUGUAGUUGACAAUUUGUCUGUAGAAGAAACUAAUAAGAAAGAAAAGGUGGAGUUAUUACUUGAGGAAGAUAUUUUAGAUGAUGUAUUUAUUUUAGAUACUAGCAAUAAUCUUCCUCCAGAUUUAAUUAUAACCGUAAAAGUAAUGAUGAUGAAUAAAGUCCAAUUUAAGGUUUUAAAGGAGAUGGGAAAAUUUCCAAAGCCUAAGAUGAUACCCGAGUUAAAAAAUCCACUUAUAGAACUUUUGAAAAAAAGAUUAUUUGAAUAUAGGACAUCAAUCAAUUCGGAUGAAGAAAUUCUGAUGAAUAAAAAUAAUAUUUCAAAAAAAUUAAAAAAUGCAAUAAUGGUAAGAUUAAGUGAAAAGAAAAUACUUCAAAAUGUCAUUGAUUUCCUUGUAUCUUGGGAACCUGAAAAUGUGAUUGAUAAAAAGAGGAGCAAUAAAAGAAUAAAAGUCGAAUAA
This is a messenger RNA of Diversispora eburnea, 1011 nucleotides long. NCBI's taxonomy places the organism in Eukaryota, Fungi, Glomeromycota, Glomeromycetes, Diversisporales, Diversisporaceae. The record is from the annotation of a GenBank genome assembly.